Messenger RNA from Magnolia sinica, 1142 nucleotides. RefSeq names its product WAT1-related protein At3g18200-like. The coding region runs from base 12 to 1046 and encodes 344 amino acids. Gene Ontology annotation, cellular component: plasma membrane. The transcript is spliced from 6 exons. NCBI's taxonomy places the organism in Eukaryota, Viridiplantae, Streptophyta, Magnoliopsida, Magnoliales, Magnoliaceae. The record is from RefSeq and is a predicted model, not a curated record. Gene Ontology annotation, molecular function: transmembrane transporter activity.
AGCAAGGAAAGAUGGCCACUUCUUCAUUGAUGAGAGGUGCAACAAAGGUAGCACCACAUGCAAGUAUGGUCUUUGUUCAGCUAAUCACAGCCACUUAUUUCGUGCUGAGCAAGGUCAUACUCGUACAAGGAACAAGCUCGACCGUCUUUCUCGUCUAUCAAUUCAUAAUAGCCACAAUCGUUAUGGGUGCAAUGGCAUUCAUCUUUGAAAGUAGGAAUAGGCCUCCUCUCUCGAAAUCUAUCUUGGGUUGGAUUUUUCUACUUGCUUUCGUUGGGAUAACAUUGACCCAAAACCUAUUGGCAGCCUGCUUGUACUACAUCAGCAGCACAAUAGAGACAGCAGUCUUGAACAUGAUUCCCAUCUUUACGUACAUUUUAUCAGUCAUAUCAAGGCAAGAAGAGCUUGAAAUAAAUACAUGGUGGGGAAAGGGGAAGAUCUUUGGGACCAUCUUAUCAGUGGCUGGUGCUUUGACACUUAUGGUGUGGAAAGGGUCAGCUGUGGGCCUGCACACCACCAACUCGGGAGAUUGGGUGCUUGGGCUAGUCAUGGUUGUUGCUGGGACUCUUUCAUUUAGUAUUUGGAUUCUGAUGCUAAGGCCGGUUGCAAGAAAAUACCCAGCUGAGUUUUCCAUGAUCUCGAUUAUGCUAUUCUUUGCAACGAUACAACAAUGUGUAGUUGCAGCCAUUGUAAGCCACAAAGCAUCGGAGUGGGCUCUGAAGUGGGACCUUGAGCUUAUAGACAUCAUCUUCGGUGGGGCACUGAACAGUGGGCUGUCCAACGUCUUAUUUACAUGGUGUGCCAACUUGAAGGGGCCCAUCUUUGUUUCAAUCUUUUCACCCCUCACGUAUGCAUUUGCGGCGAUCCUCGAGACGAUGUUUCUAGGAUACACCUUGCACGUUGGAAGUAUUGUUGGAUCUGUUAUGAUAGUUGUGGGCCUUUACAUAUAUCUAUGGUCCAAAGCCAAGGAAGAAGCGUACCAUUCAAUAGACGGUGGAGAUGAAGCCAUCAUCUCUUCUCUGAUCAUCUCAAAUAACAGUAGCUCAUAAAGCAUUCUGUGCGGAAUGUUAGAUGAUACAUAGACCAACAUCAAGCUUAAAAUGCCAAACAUUUCUGCCCGAUUCAAUGAACAUCUCAUGUGGCCA